Molecule: messenger RNA, 5278 nt
Organism: Athalia rosae (coleseed sawfly)
Lineage: Eukaryota; Metazoa; Arthropoda; Insecta; Hymenoptera; Athaliidae
Gene: 5-HT1
Product: 5-hydroxytryptamine receptor-like
Exons: 7
Coding region: 1458-2666 (402 amino acids)
Biological process (GO): adenylate cyclase-activating adrenergic receptor signaling pathway
Cellular component (GO): membrane
Molecular function (GO): G protein-coupled receptor activity
Source: RefSeq, a predicted model, not a curated record
AUAAAAAAAUACGUAUAUAUUAUACUCUACGUACAUUAUACAAACGCAUUAACACCGUACCGUUAUACAAUAUUCUAUGUCAAUGGUUUAGAAAGGCGUUGAGUACGGUCUAAAAACAAAAGACCUGCUCACGUGGGAUUAAACGCGGGGACCGUAUUUUGGAAGACCCUUGAUCGUUAAAACCAUAUAUAAUACCGUAUAAUAACAUCCUCAUGUAUAUAUACAUAUAUACAGGCUACGUUUUAUAAAUCUAAUUACAGAUGAUGAACAUGAAUAUUCGGGAGCCUGAAGGUGUAGUAUUAUAAACCUUGAGGACGAUAAAACGUAACAAAACUGAAAAUUUUUCCUCUCGAACGGACAACGGUGUCGGUCAAAAAGAUAUUCGAACCAUCGGUGAAGCAAUGGAGAUUGAAAGUUUGGAGUCAACGAAAUCGGACGAAGAUAAAUCGGAAUGAUAAAAAUCAAAAUCAAACGACGACAAUGACGAAACUCCCGGUGCGGAUCAGUGCGACGACGUAAUAUCCGAAACUGAAUUAAUAAUAAAUCCUAACAGAUAUACUGACCCGUCGAAUAUGCCGAAGACUGUUCGCAAUUAUUCGGUUGUGAAUAGAUAUGGAGAAUUCGUUUUAUGUUACCAUCGUCGUUAUCUGCAGAGGUGAAACGAUAAUGGGAGAUAUUAAGUUGAUGAUAAUUAGUUGACGAAUCUGAAAAUACGCGUUCAAUGUGCGGGAAUGUGAAUAACUAAGGUGGUGAGGUAAAUUUUCCAAAGAUUUAUUGCACCUGUGAUGACGCGAUAAAUUUUAUCCCCCCCUUUUUUAUUUUUUUUUUUCGCAUACCCGUGUAGGUAUGUCGGGGAGGUCCAUUCCAAACUUUUCUGCAUUUUCAAUUUUACGCGGGGCCAAACCGGCAAAAGUCUGCCGUAUGUAAAUCGAGGACGAAAUUCUACCAGAAGAUGGAUGGGAUCGCACUGAAUUCUAUAAAUUCUCCUCUCGUCUUUGUGAGGCGUAUAUGAGUUGCAGGUUCGCAGUUUGCCAGAUCCCGUCGGCACCGCGGGACGAGCUGCAGCAUUGCGGAGAGAAAAAAGAGGGAGGGAGAGAGGGCGGCGAAGACCAUCAAUCCCGAGGGGGUUUGUGGAAAAUUACGUGAUCGGACGACGCUCGUAUUAAAUAAACCAUUUUGAAAUUAUAACUUCCGAGUGACUUGUAACCCAUACUACAUCUCGCAGUACCUGUGCAACGAAAUUAUUAUCGUACAAGUACGAUCCACGGCGACAACGACGACGCGGUAAUUAGCCCGAAUAACAUCGCUAACGAGAAACAAGCCGCGUGCAACGAAUCUUUCUCAACAUUACCACGUUGCGAAGUGAUAUGUAUAAUUAACGAAAUAACAAUAAUAUUAAUCGUAAUAAUUGAAAUAAUAAUAUUAAUACCGUGACGUCUUACAUCACGCGGAUAACGAUGGAGACAAAUUUAACCGUUGGCGACGUUAACGCCGGAAAUGAAUCUUCCAUUUUGAACAUCGACUCAGCGGCAAGUGACGUAGCUGCGAUUUUCACGGCGGUUGUCCUCGGCCUGAUAAUCCUGACCACCGUAAUAGGGAACGUGUUCGUUAUCGCCGCGAUAUUCUCCGAGCGAAAUCUCCAAUCGGUAGCAAACUACCUGAUCGUAAGUCUCGCGGUCGCCGAUCUCAUGGUGGCUUGUCUGGUGAUGCCUUUGGGUGCUGUAUACGAGAUUAAUUCAACGGGAUGGCCGCUGGGACCUGAAUUAUGCGACAUGUGGACCUGUAGCGACGUCCUGUGCUGUACAGCGUCUAUUUUACAUCUAGUCGCCAUCGCGGUCGACCGAUAUUGGGCGGUUACCGACCUCAAUUACAUCCAGGCUAGAAAUCCCAGGAGGAUUGGGAUGCUAGUUGUCGCCGUUUGGGUUGUGUCUUUGGGCGUUUCUCUGGCACCGCAACUCGGUUGGAAAGAUCCCGGAUACCUGGAUCGAAUCGCCGACGGCAAAUGUCUCGUUUCGCAGGACGCUGCGUAUCAGAUAUUCGCAACUUGCGCCACGUUCUACGUGCCUCUUCUCGUCAUUUUGUUCCUCUACUGGAGGAUAUUUCAAGCGGCGAGAAGAAGGAUAAGAAAAAGACCGGGAACCGCUGUUCAACCGCCCAGAGAACGACGAGGAAUUUUGAGGCUCGUUACGAAAAGGCCGAGGGAGGAGUCGACCACGGCGUUCACCAUAACCCGAUCAACCCCCGAUCAUUCCUCAGCGUCUCCCGAGAAGACGUCAUCUUACAACGGUGCGAAUCCCCCGGCAACGCCGGCAGCGGCGACGGCGGCCGCGUCGCCCCAACCGCCGCCCCCCGCACCGUCUGCGGUAUCCUCGUCCGGUUCGAGAAAAACAAGAGAAACCAUCGAAGCAAAGAGGGAACGUAAGGCGGCCAAAACGUUAGCGAUUAUAACCGGCGCCUUCGUCGCCUGUUGGUUGCCAUUUUUUUCAGUCACCCUACUCCAGGCGCUAUGCGAACCUUGCGCACCGCCGGAUCUGGUGGCGAGCGUUUUCCUAUGGCUCGGUUACUUCAACAGCACUUUAAAUCCAGUGAUCUACACGAUAUUCUCACCGGAAUUCAGGCAAGCCUUCAAAAGGAUGCUGUGCGGCGCUCGGGGGGCUCGUGGCUGACACUGGGUUUAACUGCCAUAGGGGGUCUUCUCGAGAACGUCCUUCGAACAUCGAAAAGGACGACCGUGAGAUGGACACGAGGAUCAAGGGUUCCGGAUUUUAUUUAAUUAUUCUCUCACAAUCUCCUCAUUAUUGCUCUGCUUCGGUCGACAUCUCCGUCUAGUCGGACGAUUGAUUCAAAAAUCUGAUUGUACAUAGGGUUUCUCAAAAAAUCUUUCUAUAAUUUCCGGUGUUCUGAAAUAUUGCUCUCAGAAUUUUUCUUACUAACAUUGUCUCCGAGUGUAUAGGCGUACGCGGAUAAAAAGGAACCUGCUUUUUAUUUUUAAUCUUCGAAAAUCCAUCCCUCAUUUUCCAAAACCCCUAGGCGGUUAUAGCGUAUGAUAGAUAUAAUGUAUAGAAUCUUCAGAGAAUCAAAAUGUAGAAAAUACGAUCAAAAAAUUAGACGAAUGAAAGGAAAUGAGAAGCGAGCAGUGUGUUUCGUACCUUGGAAAAAGACACGUUCGUGACCGUCGAGAAAUAAGGCAAUGAUAAAAGGAAUGAGACAAACAAACAAAAAAUAAAGUAAAAAAACCAAAUCAAAUAAAAAUAAAAAUAAAAUAAAAUAAAGUAAAAAAGUAAACUUUAGAUGUGUAUAGAGAUGAAGCUGGAUGUUCGAGCAAUACACAUGUAAUGCCUGAUUUAACCAAUCAGCGUCGUAUUGAUGGAAGACGCGUUCCCAAGACGCAAAGACUCUCUUCGGUAAUUUAAUUUACACCUGGGAUGUGUAAGAGAAAAUAUACAGGUAUUGUAUACAUAUGUACGGCAUGUUGAUCCCCAGGUUGAAACUCUUGAAAAGAGUUCACUACGUUCGCACACCUCUUUACGUUUUCACCACGAGCGAAAAUUCUCCAUAUACUUCUGCGAAUAUAGAUCAGUUCACUACGUGUGACAUCGAUGCUUUUUCAGUCUUAAUCAUCGUUCGUGAUAUUUCAAAAACUGAUCAACGUUUAUUUAUCCAGGUUAUUUUUCUCCGAUUCAGCUGAAAAAUUUCAAAUUACUUCAACGUACGUCGACCGACUUUUCAUCUUUCAGUCUAUCCGGGAUCGGCGUGUUGCAUAAUUUUCCUUCACAUCCAAUUAGAUCUGUGUGUUCACACUUUUAAAUCGCAUAUACCUACGAGGAUUUAAAACUUCAAGCAUUUCGUCAGAUCUAAUUAAAUACACAGCGAUCUGUAAUAUCGGAUCAUUUUUAAUUCACCUACAUAUAUAUAGUAGAUCCGUCUGUGCAUAUCGCACCUCCUCUUUGAACUGAGCCGUACAUUGGACUGGAAAUUAUACGUUAAUUGAGAGAAAAAAAAGAACAUUAAAUCAAAUCAAAUAAAACAUCAAAAGUGAUCGCAUUAGAGAUUUUUUUUUUUUCAAAUAAAUGAAUAAUAUUAAUAAUAAUAUAACGAAGAGUAAUAGUAUUGAAUAAUAUUAAUAAUAAUAAUAAUAAUAAUAACAAUAACGAUAACAAUAAUUUCAACGCUUGAAUUGUGUCUUUAUAUGAACUCGAAAUUAAAAAAACGAUCUAUUCUUCGUGGAAUAUCAUUAUAGUUAGUUAGAUGAAAAAGAAAUUUUUUUACAAAAAUUUACGCUCUCUUUCCUGCGAAUUCCAAUUAAUUCAUAAUUAUUUAUUUAUUCGAUUUUCUUCCACAUCGGAAUCGUAUAAAUUUCCGGAUGAAAACUGCACGUUGAUGAUAAGUGCAGUUUUUUCCGAAUACUGAUUUUUUUUUUUAUUUUCUUCAAACUUUCUUCUUCCGUGUAGUAAUUACAUUAAUGAGGAUGAAACUAGUGAUAUCAGUUACAACAAAAAUUGUCAUAAUUAUACGCUUGUUUUUUACCAAGAGAUGUACCAUAUAUUGUACAUACGAUGUAUCAUAUUUAAAUGCAACGUUGAAGCUUACCAUUAAUAAUAAAGUUGAACGAAGAGAGGGAGAAAAAAAAAUAGAAAUAAACUAAAGUUCAGCUUUAAAGCACACGAAUAUAAAUCUAUGUCCGUAUCUAUCGUAAGUAGAUGAUUCAGAGUUAUGUAUAUUAUAUAACCUAGCUAUUUAUCCAUAAAAAUACGAGUUGAUAUCUACAUGCAUAUACGCGUACAUACUUGAAUAAAUAUCGUUAAAAACUCUCAAACUAUAAAUUGUACACAACAACGAUAUAAGCGGGUAGUUAAAUAUGUGAUAUAUUUCAACUGCAGCGUAAAAAUUUAUUUCUCCGUGAAAAAAAAUUGAACCGAAUGAAGAAAGGGAAAAAAGAGAAAUUAACAAGUAUAUAGAGUACUACAAUUAUACCAAUUCAAAAGUACAGAGUACACGAUUGUGGUCGGGUACAGGAGGAAAAACUCCACUGCACAUGAGAUGAAGAAAAAAAAAAGGUCUUUGGAAAAAAACUAACAAUUUCACAUGUUUAUUGCCACAAAAAUUAAUCAGUUUGUUAUAUAACUAUAUGAUAUACAUAUGCAUAAAUGUUUGUAGAAUAGAAGAAAAAAAAAAUCGAUGUACCUAUAAGUACGUAGUAUAGUAUAUGACAUGUAAAUGGAGAACACAAAAGUUGAAGGAAGAAAAAAAAUAUUGAAAAAACCACAAAACAAAUUCA